AUGUUUUACCAACCUGGAAUCACCGAGCAUAACCUUCCCCAUGACCCUUUCAAGGCGUGCGUCGUCCCUCGUCCCAUUGGCUGGAUAUCGACCAAAAACAAACAAGGCCGAGCAAAUCUAGCACCCUACUCCCAGUUCACAAACCUGACAUUCGACCCACCCUACGUUGUCUUCUCCUCCAACCAAACGGUAACAGGAGAACGCAAAGACACAGUCAUCAAUGCCGAACAAACGGGCAGCUUUGUCUGGAACCUGGCAACCUGGGACACUCGCGAAGCAAUGAACAUAACCGCCGAACAAACUCCCUACGGCGUCGACGAAUUCGAACGCGCCAACCUGGAAAAGGAGCAAGCCACUUUGGUUGAUGUCCCUAUGGUCAAGCAGUCGCCUGUCAAGUUCGAGUGCCAGUAUCACACCACUCUUCGUCUGCCUGGUAACCCUCCCAUGGGCACUGUCGACAUCAUCAUUGGCAAGGUCAUUGCCGUUCAUGUCGCUGAUGAGGUUUUGACGGAUGGUAUCCUGGAUGUUGCUAAGACUCAGCCUAUUGCGCGCUGUGGAUACUACAAGUAUGCCGUCAUCCGGGAGACCUUUGAUAUGAUUAUUCCCAACAUGUCUAAAGAUGUGCUUUACGGAUUGGAAGGCAAUGCUGCCAGGAAUCGACAGAGAAAUGUUGAGUCUGGAGAGGAGGGGUUCCAGCAGCAAUAA
This is a messenger RNA of Penicillium nucicola, 705 nucleotides long. RefSeq names its product flavin reductase family protein. The transcript is spliced from 2 exons. Gene Ontology annotation, molecular function: FMN binding. The coding region runs from base 1 to 705 and encodes 234 amino acids. Lineage: Eukaryota; Fungi; Ascomycota; Eurotiomycetes; Eurotiales; Aspergillaceae. The record is from RefSeq and is a predicted model, not a curated record.